AUGGCCCAGCUCCAGGAAAGCAUCAUCAGCAUCAUUGCUGCUUUUUCUACGUAUGCCCAAAGAGACGGGGACUGCAGCACCCUGAGUAAGGAGGAGCUGAGGCAGCUUAUCCAGCAGGAGUUUGCGGACGUGAUAGAGAAAUCCCACAAUCCAGAAACUGUGGAGAAGGUGCUGUGCUUCCUGGACGAUGACAGCAACGACAGGGUAGACUUCAAUGAGUUUCUCAGUCUAGUUUUCCGCGUGGCCAAGGCUUGUUACAAGGAGCUCAGGCAGUGCCAAAGACUAGAAAGUGGUCAAGAGCUGACAGCCCAAAUGGAGGCAAGCAAGCAGCAGCAGCCAGCAGGGCCACACACAGCCGAGAGGGUCUCCUCCAGCCAGCAGGUCCAAGAGCAGAGAGCGAACGAUCAGGUCCAGAAGGCUGAGGCCCCAGACACUCAUCAAACCCAAGAGCCUGAGACACUAGAUCAGGAACCAGACACCCAUCAGGCUGAUGGGACCAAUGCACCAGAAUGGGACCCAAACAGAGGUGAGAUCCUGGACUUUGAGACUGCAGAGCAGAACAGAAAUACUCAUCAGGUUGAAGAGAAUGGGACACCAAAACAGGACCCAGAAACCCACCAGGCCCAAGAGACCAAGAAGCCAGAACAGGGUCUGAACAACCAUCAGGCCCAGGAUGCUGAGUCAGCAGAACAGGAUUUGAAUUGUCCUUCUGAGACACCUGGGAGAAAUGCAGGAAAUGAGACACAGGUGUGUGAGGCUCCUCAGCAGGACCCCAACCCCAGUGAGGCCCAGAAGCUGCAGCUCCUGGAGCAGGAUGUGAGCCCCAGUGAGAGUGCUGAGCCCCAAGAAACAUCUCCUGACCCAGAUCUCGGUCAGAGCCAUGAACCCAAGGUGCUGGAGCAGGAGCUCAGUGGUGGUGAUUCACAGUUCUGUCCGGCACAAGAGCAGCAAGACAAUGGAAGCCAAGGACAACCUGCUGCAGAGCAAGUGACUGGCUCAGACCCACGCUCCUGUAAGUCCCCAAAUCUUCAGCAGUUUCUUUACCAGUGGCCACCACAGUAA
This is a messenger RNA of Rhea pennata, 1062 nucleotides long. RefSeq names its product cornulin-like. NCBI's taxonomy places the organism in Eukaryota, Metazoa, Chordata, Aves, Rheiformes, Rheidae. Gene Ontology annotation, molecular function: calcium ion binding; transition metal ion binding; calcium-dependent protein binding. Gene Ontology annotation, cellular component: cytoplasm. The record is from RefSeq and is a predicted model, not a curated record. The transcript is spliced from 3 exons. The coding region runs from base 1 to 1062 and encodes 353 amino acids. Gene Ontology annotation, biological process: regulation of phosphatidylinositol 3-kinase/protein kinase B signal transduction; positive regulation of cell cycle G1/S phase transition; cellular response to cytokine stimulus.